This is a messenger RNA of Coccinella septempunctata (seven-spotted ladybird), 1576 nucleotides long. RefSeq lists its product as uncharacterized. The transcript is spliced from 2 exons. The coding region runs from base 64 to 1119 and encodes 351 amino acids. The record is from RefSeq and is a predicted model, not a curated record. NCBI's taxonomy places the organism in Eukaryota, Metazoa, Arthropoda, Insecta, Coleoptera, Coccinellidae. Gene Ontology annotation, cellular component: proton-transporting V-type ATPase complex.
AAAAUAUCGAUUUUCUUGUUGAAGUAAACUCCGAUAGUGUUCUGAGUGUACAGAUAGGGGAAGAUGAAGCCGAUUAAUUUGUUAUUUUUAACAAUUCUACAAUUUUUUUAUGUAAAUUGUGCAAUAUUUUUAUGGAGUAAUAAAGAAGUCGAUAUAUUCCCUUUACAAAAAUUCACUGACGAUGAUCUAGCCCAACUCGUUGGAAUGAUGGAUAACCCUAAAGUGAUGGCUUAUUCGAAUCCUAACCAAAAUUUGCCUUUGAAUCUCAAAAGUUUAGUGAAUGAUAGUUUUUCGGCUUACACUGCCAAUGAUGAUCUCUUGGAUGUAGAUACCAUAGCUUUAUCAGGUGAUGAAACCUCAGAUUUGAAGAGAAUUGAGAAAGAUGUGGAGGAAGCAAAGUACAAAAAUCAAGACACCUUGUUUUUUAUCAUAUCACCAACCGAAUUCAGAUCAAAGAGAGAAAUAGAAGAAGAUGAACUAAUCACAACUUCUCCGGAAUCAAAGGGUCCAGUUGCCUACAUUGGUAAAUCUAUAACAGAUGAAAAGUAUGGUAUAAUAUAUUCUUCAACUCCUUUACUCUUGAGAAUCAAUAAAACAGACUUAUAUUUAAACGGUAGAGAAAAUGAUUUGACCUCAGUAGACACUGUACCAAGGGAAUCUAUCACUAGGUUAAAUGUUAAUAUACUUCUAGCAGACAAGCGCAAAAUUAUGCUAAGAUUCAUUUUCUUGUGGGCAGAUUCCUACUGGUACCUCACAUCAGUGAGAAUAAGCGGUACAAGUUAUAAUACUACCUAUACGUUAGCUAUUGACAAGGAAGUUUAUGCCCCAGAACAAUUUUCUUAUCACUGCUCUGGAGAAACAGUAUUUUCAGACACUGUUAAUGACGUGUAUUUAUAUUUAACUAAUAUGCAAGUUCAAAUUGAUUCCUCUAAAGAAAGUUUUGGGGAUUCUUAUGAUUGUAUUUCCUUCACCACCGUACCUAUUUGGUCUGGAAUAUUUGUAUCCAGCCUGUUGAUUUUCGUAUUGUUACUUUCACUAGUAGCUCUUUGGGAUAUCAAAACUAUGGAUAAAUUUGAUAACUAUAAAACAAAACAACUAACAAUAACCGUAAGCGAAUGAAAGCAUUUAUUGUGGAUUGGAUUGAUCUGCUUUCAUCAAUCAUACUCAUAUAACUUGUUCAAUUUGAAUUUUUGCAAAAUAUAAAUUGAGUAGAUAAAGACCUGCUUUGAUAUUUUUAUCUUUUGAAAUUUAUUCAUCAAUAUUUAUUGAUAAAUAAAUAAUAAUGAAAAAAGUUCUUUAUUUAUCGUGGAAAUAUUCAUUUAUAGUAUAUUUCAAAAACUGUGAUAUUUAUUUGGUAUUCGAUAUAUUUUAAUUUCAUCGAUGUUAACUUAGGAACUGUUCAACUUAUAAAGUGUCUUCAAAAAUUAAUGUGAACAUAAAUGUUACUGACCUCAAUUAUUGUGAAAUAUCUUUAUUCUCCUUUUUUUGAAUAGGCAUACCUCUCAUUGUAACUGAUACAUAUCUUCUUAAACCUACUGUAACUUGGAUUUUUACAGUAAAACUUAUUGAACCAUAA